This is a messenger RNA of Cylas formicarius (sweet potato weevil), 2309 nucleotides long. RefSeq names its product cyclin-dependent kinase-like 1. Gene Ontology annotation, biological process: intracellular signal transduction; protein phosphorylation. Bases 275 to 2149 code for a protein of 624 amino acids. Gene Ontology annotation, molecular function: MAP kinase activity; ATP binding. The transcript has 8 exons. The record is from RefSeq and is a predicted model, not a curated record. Lineage: Eukaryota; Metazoa; Arthropoda; Insecta; Coleoptera; Brentidae. Gene Ontology annotation, cellular component: cytoplasm; nucleus.
UCCGUGUGCGAGCGUCAUUGCCGUGUAAACGUCAGCUUGGGGGCGGGAAAAACCGAAACGCAAACUCCGACGGCGCCUUAAAUAACUGCGACCGUAGUAGUAAUAAUAAUCCGGUUAGCCGUAACCUUUGGCGGACCGACUUCCGGUUCGCUCCGGGUUGACAUUUCGGAAGUUGCCGCCGCAAUGGAAAUUCUCGCUGCGGAGACGCUAGUAAAAAAUAUCACGCAGCUGAUUCGAGCCGCACGGAACGAGAAGAUCCCAUAGAACGACGACGAUGGACAAAUACGAACAGGUAUCGGUGGUGGGGGAAGGCUCCUACGGGGUCGUGAUGAAAUGCAGGCACAGGGACACGGAUCAGUUGGUCGCGGUGAAGAAGUUCUUGGAGACGGAAGAGGACGCGACCAUCAGGCGCAUGGCGCUCAGGGAGAUCAGGAUGCUCAAAAGACUGAAACACGAGAACUUGGUGACGAUGAUCGAGGUGUUCCGCCACCGGAAACGCUUCUACCUGGUGUUCGAAUUCCUCGAGGGCACUGUCCUGGACGAGUUGGAGAAGAUGCCGGGCGGUCUAGGUGAGGAGCGCACCAGAGAACGGAUAUUCCAGGUGGUCCGGGCGAUCGGCUAUUGCCACGGCAACAACAUCAUUCACAGGGACGUCAAGCCGGAGAACGUCCUCGUGUCGUCUCAGGGCGUGGUCAAACUUUGCGACUUCGGGUUCGCGCGCUCGGUCAACCUCAGCGGGGAGGCGUGUACCGAGUACGUGGCCACCAGGUGGUACCGCGCCCCGGAACUACUAGUAGGCGAGCCCGUUUACAGCUCCCCGGUGGACGUGUGGGCCAUCGGAUGUCUUUUCGCCGAAAUGAUGACGGGCGAUCCAUUGUUUCCCGGCGAAAGCGACAUCGAUCAGCUUUAUCUCAUAGUCAAGAUGCUGGGCAAACCGUGCGCUCGUCACCAGCAGCUGAUGUCGAAGAGUACCCAACUGAGACCGAUAAUACGGAGCUCGACGUCGUCGGGCGAGUCUUCGACGAACCUCUACAAGGCGUUUCCGUCGUGGCAUCCGCAAGCCGUCGAAUUCCUGAUUGGUUGUACCAGAAUGGACCCGCAGGACCGUGCGACAGCCGACGAACUGCUCCGCCAUCCCUACUUCGUUCACGACAAGUUCCCGCAGAGGUUUCUGCCCGCGUUGAGGGAAAAGGUCAACGCGGAGUUUAACGCGCCGCUGCUGCGCAAAUUGAGGUCGGAAAUUUUACUGUCGACAGACAAAAGGGACGAAUGCAGACCGAGGAGGUCGUCGAACGAGGGAAGGUGGAGGACCGGCGAAGGCGCGUCGACCAAGAGGAAAUUGAACUGUGAGCAGUACGAAACGGAUAAGAACGUGAUCACGCUCGCCAAGAGUAGUCAGAGGCUAAAUGUAGUCAACGGAAAGGGCACCCAACACCAGCAGGUUUUAUCGAAGCAAACAGCACAACCGGCUCAAACAAGCAAAAUCAAAACCUCAUUCAAACUGCCGCCUCACACCGAAAUCCAGCUACUCGAAAAAUCACUUGGGAGUUUGGCGCGGAUCAACACGAACGACGAGAAUAGGCCGAUAUCCGCGCGGAACGGCAAAGAUCCCAGGACGACGCCGCUACUUCCAGAUUCACCUUCGCCGGCACCAUUCCAGUCCCUCCAUUAUUUCGGCCUCAACGAUUACGGCAGGUCGCCGCGAGCCCACGCCGCCGUGCUCCACCCUAGUAUCAGCAACAUCAGCUUCAACAGGGAGCUUCCGAAGAAGUCGCCCAACGUACUUCACAGUCUUAACAAUGCUUCCAAACAGACGCAGGUUCCUUUGCUGUCAAAUCCGCGGUCGCAGUUCGUCAAAAAGCUUGAACGAAACGUGAUGACGGAAAAUAUUUUCGGUUCAGAGGAUCCGGUCAACUUCGGUGGUAAUCCCACAACUUGGUUAUCUGGUUAUGCCUACAAUAGCCAAAAGAAGCGGGAGCUACCGAAACACGCGAAGCCCGACGAUUUCUCAUUGCCAAGUUUGACAGGAGUUAGCGGUUCACCGAACAAAAACAAGAAAAAGGACGUGACAGACUUCGAACUUCCAAUAUCGACGGAAGUUAGCCCGAGAGUAGAAUCGGCAACGUCACAAAACUCGCCCACCAUUUAACACGCAAACACCUAGAGACACUUUUUUAACGUGCGUUAAUUUUUUUUCGGACGUUUUGUUGUAGGCUUUCAGAUACAAGAAAGCGAAACGGAAACGCAACGUUUUGGAUAUCGCGUUGCCGGUAACCGUCAAAGAAAAGCCUAGUUUUCCAUAACCCAGU